AGAAAACGAAUAUAUCAUCCAAUCUAUUAAUUAAUGGCGCUAAUUCCAAGCAUUUUCAGCGGUCCAAGAAGCAACAUCUUCGACCCCUUUUCAAGUCUCGACAUCUUCGAGGGUUUCCCUUUCUCGAGUUCAGUACUGGAUAAUGUUCCGUCCUCCGCCCGCGAGACCUCUGCCUUCGCCAACGCAAGGAUCGACUGGAAGGAGACAGCGGAGGCGCACGUGUUCAAGGCGGAUCUGCCCGGGCUGAUGAAGGAGGAGGUGAAAGUGGAGUUGGAAGAUGGAAAGGUUCUCCAGAUCAGCGGCGAGAGGAGCAGAGAGCAGGAGGACAAGAACGAUAAGUGGCACCGAGUUGAGAGGAGCAGCGGCAAGUUCCUCCGCCGCUUCAGGCUGCCGGAGAACGCCAAGGUGGAACAGAUCAAUGCUACUAUGGACAACGGCGUCCUCACGGUCACUGUACCCAAGGAGCCGGAGAAGAAGCAGGAGAUCAAGACCAUCCACAUCUCCGGCUGAAACAAAAAUUCAUUU
Impatiens glandulifera is the source of this 525-nucleotide messenger RNA. RefSeq names its product 18.1 kDa class I heat shock protein-like. The transcript has a single exon. Gene Ontology annotation, biological process: response to salt stress; response to heat; response to hydrogen peroxide. Lineage: Eukaryota; Viridiplantae; Streptophyta; Magnoliopsida; Ericales; Balsaminaceae. The record is from RefSeq and is a predicted model, not a curated record. The coding region runs from base 34 to 510 and encodes 158 amino acids.